Messenger RNA from Dendronephthya gigantea, 2447 nucleotides. RefSeq lists its product as uncharacterized. The coding region runs from base 3 to 2447 and encodes 814 amino acids. The record is from RefSeq and is a predicted model, not a curated record. Lineage: Eukaryota; Metazoa; Cnidaria; Anthozoa; Malacalcyonacea; Nephtheidae. The transcript is spliced from 5 exons.
UCAUGGCAGACGGCUUUCCGACGCAACGAUACAAAGAGGAGCUUUUGAGUCAGGAGUUUGAGACGAUAUGUGAUAAAUACGAUUCAUUUGUGGCAGAAACUUCGCAAAAAUCAAAGACGUUUGCAUUUUGGAGCAUUUAUCUUAAAAUGACAGGUAUAUUGCUGAUGUUCGUCCGUGCAACGCGAAAGAUCGAUUGGGAGCUCCAUUUAUCUACAUUCAGACAAAUGCUUCCUUGGUUUUUUGUGUGUAAUAAGACUAAUUAUGCAAGAUAUGGAACAGCUUACUGGUUGGAAAUGACGUCUUUGCAUGAAAAACAUCCAGGAAUUCGACUUGAAAUGUCAAAAAAUUUUGCCAUUCAGCGUCAAAGUCAUCAUGGCUUCGCCGCAGUUGCAUGCGAUCAAACUAUAGAGCAGACAGUAAACCGUGAUGCAAAAACUAAGGGAGGCUUGAUUGGUUUCACAUUGAAUCGUGGUGCAGUGCAUCGAUGGCUUCUUUCACAAUCACAGAGAGCAGCAAUAACCAGCCAAUGCAAGAGCUUAGCAGGAAUGGAGUACAAACCAAGAAAACGUAAAGACCUCGAUCCCACUAAAUGCGAUCGCUACGAGAAGUCGGUAGAAAGUGUGAUAACCACCGUUUCAAAUAUGUUACAACCGUUUGAUGCAGAGCAGGAGAGCUUAGUAUCGUUAGCAAGUGGAUUUGUCAUUGAUGACAAUGUUGCCAAAAGUUUACUUGGAGCAGAACAGAGUGGAGAAGAUCAAUUUCAAGAUUUUGUUAAAAACAAUCUCGCUAUUGAAACGCCAGAUAUUUUCCAAACAAUUAAGAAGAACAAGCUUCCCUCUAUCCAGAAAACUAAAACAGGGAUAAAAAACAGUGGCGGAAAAGAAACUGGACUCAAAAUGAGUAGAAACUUGUUUGCAAAGCUUUUACUUGUUGCAAAAAGCCGGGACGUUGAUAUGCAAAAUAUCUUGUCUUAUUGCCUUGGUGCAUAUCCCUUGUCACUUGCCUCCGUAAGUGGUAGUUUUUUAAAGACAGCAAAAUCAAAAUUGGCGGAGAUACUGGAACGAGAAGGCGAAAACCCACAUGUGGAUCAAACAGACAUCCCUCAUGAUAACGCACUCAUUGUAGACGCCAUGGCUGUUGUGCAGUGCUUGAAAGGAAACUGGAAAACAUUUGGGGAUUUUGCGGAUUCAGUUUUCCGUUUCCUCAUAAAAUUAGCUCACGAUUGUCGUGCAUUAAGACUAGAUUUUGUCGCUGACAGGUAUCUUGCUCUAAGUAUCAAGAACACUGAGCGAGUAAGACGCGCUACAGAAGGAGUUCAACGAGUACACAUAUAUAGCCAAGAGCAGAACAUUCCUAAGCAGUGGAAAAAAUUUCUGAGCUCUGGAGAAAACAAAGAAGCGUUGCUCGAAUUCUUCAUCAAACAUUGGAAAUCAUAUAAGUCAUCCAAGCUUGCUUCUGUCUCUGUUCUGUACGCAACAUCUAAGGAUAAAUGUUACAUAUACCGUCCCGGUCGAAAUGGAGAUGACCCUGUUAGAACAGCCUCGUUUCCACCACUUGAUAGCAACCAUGAGGAGGCAGAUACUCGCCUAUUGUUGCAUGCCAAGCAUGCCGCAAGCACGUAUGACACAGUAAUAAUCAGAAGUCCUGACACUGACGUUCUCGUUCUUUGCACUGCCAUGCAACAUGUGAUUGAGAAGGAUAUUUACAUGAUGACGGGCUCAGGAAAUAAAUUUCGCUGUAUUCAUAUAAACACAAUUUGCGAAAAACUUGGUGAAGACACAUGCAAAUGUCUGCUAGGUUUUCAUGCAUUUUCAGGCUGUGAUUCCACAAGCUCAUUUCAUGGAAAGGGAAAAGUUAAAGUUUGGAAAACGUUAUCUGAAAAUCCAGAAUUUACAGAAACUUUUGGCAUGCUGGGCAACAUGUUUCCACCAUCUGACCUCAUAGUCAGCCAACUCCACCGGUUUGUGUGUUUGAUGUAUGGCGAUAAGAUUGCUGUUAAUACUGAUGAAUGCAGAUAUAACCUCUUCAAAUCAGGGAAAUAUUCAGAUGAUGUGUUACCACCAAAUUCUGAUUGUCUCUUGAAACACAUUGAGAGAGCUAAUUAUCAAACAGCUGUGUGGAAUCAGUCUCUGUCAUCUCAUAUGAAUAUUCCAUCUCCUGAUGGGAAUGGGUGGAUAUUAGAUGGCGAAUAUAAGAUCUUGUGGAUGACACUUCCUGCCGCACCAGAUUCCCUCCUUGAAAUUGUGAAGUGCACAUGUAAGAAAGGAUGUACAAGCCAAAGAUGUUCUUGCUUUAAAGCUCAACUGAAAUGCAGUGACUUGUGUUCUUGUGAAAGCUGUAGCAAUACGGUAGAAGUGGAUGAGGAUGGAAGCACAUCAGAAGAUGAUUGCGAUCUCUUUGAUGACAAUGAUGAUGUCAGUGAUGAUGACGAGUUACUAAGUAUGUAA